Messenger RNA from Frankliniella occidentalis (western flower thrips), 4969 nucleotides. Its product is annotated as transcription elongation factor SPT6-like. NCBI's taxonomy places the organism in Eukaryota, Metazoa, Arthropoda, Insecta, Thysanoptera, Thripidae. The record is from RefSeq and is a predicted model, not a curated record. Gene Ontology annotation, molecular function: DNA binding; nucleosome binding; histone binding. Gene Ontology annotation, biological process: transcription elongation by RNA polymerase II; mRNA transcription by RNA polymerase II; positive regulation of transcription elongation by RNA polymerase II. Gene Ontology annotation, cellular component: transcription elongation factor complex. The annotation marks the transcript as partial. The transcript is spliced from 20 exons.
AAGAGAAAGAAAAGUGAUGACGAAGAUGACCUGGAUGAUCGUCUAGAAGACGAAGACUAUGAUUUGCUAGAGGAAAACCUUGGUGUUAAAGUAGAGAGGAAGAAACGAUUUAAGCGCAUAACGGCGGAUGAAUCUGAAGACGAGCAAGAGGUAGACAGAGGAGAUGAAAGGGAUGUAGUGGCAAAUGAGCUGUUUGAAGGAUCAGAUAAUGAGGCUGAUGAAAGGGAAGAAGAUCGGUCCUCAGAACGUCGAGAUGAAACUGCAGGCGAUUUUGAUGAAGAGGGUGAUGAAGAUGGAGAUGAUUAUUCAGACGCUGACGAUUUUAUUGUUGAUGAUGAAGGGCGGCCUAUCACCGAUAAACGUAAAAAGCGAAAACCUAUUUUUACGGAUGCGGCUCUUCAAGAAGCACAAGAUAUCUUUGGAGUUGAUUUUGACUAUGAUGAGUUUGAUAAAUAUGAUCAAGAAGAGGAGGAGUAUGAAGAAGAUGAAGAUUACCAAGAAGAGGAUGAUCCAGGAAGAAGGAGGAAAGCAAAGAAAACAUCAAAGAAAUCUAUAUUUGAAAUUUAUGAACCUAGCGAACUAAAGAGAGGUCAUUUUACUGAUCUGGAUAAUCAGAUUCGUAACACAGACAUACCAGAAAGGAUGCAGUUACGUGAUACACCAGUAACACCAGAAUGCGACGAAAAGUUAGAAGAGGAAGCCACUUGGAUCUACAAGCAAGCCUUUUGCAAACCCUCUAUUUCAACUCAGCGUGGUUUAAAUUCUGAGAGUGAUAAGACAAGAAAAUACCCCGUUGCUACACAAUACAAGAUUAAGAAAGCUCUUGAUUUCAUGAGAAAUCAAAGUUUGGAAGUUCCUUUUAUUGCGUUUUAUAGGAAAGAGUAUGUCUCUCCAGAGCUCACACUAAGUGAUCUGUGGAAGGUGUACAAGUAUGAUGAAAAGUGGUGUCAGUUAUUGGCACGCAAACAAACACUUAUUAAACUGUUUGAGAAAAUGCGUGAUUAUCAAGGGGAGCAGCUAACUAAGGACAGCACAGCAGACAUUCCUGAAGAUGUCAGAGUUUUGACAGAUGAUGAUAUUGACCGAGUGCGAGCCGUUCAGACUCCAGAAGAACUCCGAGAUGUGCACAUGCAUUUUCUCCUAUAUUACUCUCAUGAGGUUCCAGCUAUGCAAAUAGCAUGUAAAACUAAAGAGAAACUUGAGCGACAGCAACGUAAAGAAGCACAACGUAAUCGUCGGGAGAGAAGGAAGAAAAAGAAAACAAUAGUUAAUGAUGAUGGUGAAGAAGAGGAGGUUACUGAUGAGGAUGUAGAGGAUGACGAUGAUCUUGAAGAUGAGGAAGAUGAUGUUGAGGAGGAUGAACCUCAAGAUCAAGUGAAACAGGCUGUUUGGUCUGGACCAUAUAGCAUGUGUCGGAAAGCACGGUUAGCAGGAUUUGCCAAACGGUUUGGACUCUCCCCUGAACAAUUUGCUGAAAAUCUGAGAGAUAAUUACCAACGACAUGAGGUGGAACAGGAAUCUGUUGAACCUCUUGCUUUGGCUAAAGAAUAUAUCUCUGCGCAAUUUCAGAAUUCUGAAGAAGUCUUGAAGGCUGUAAAGUACAUGGUUGCUGCACAAUUGUCAAGGGAGCCAUUGGUACGGAAAUGUGUCAGAGAGGCGCUUUUCGAGCGUUCCAAAAUUGAUGUUGUACCCACCAAGAAGGGUAUAAAGGAAAUAGAUGAAAACCACCCUAUUUAUGGAUUGAAAUAUUUGAAAGGGAAACCAGUUCGUGACUUGUCUGAUGAACAGUUUUUGAAACUGGUUAUGGCUGAGGAAGAAAAGAACAUAACUAUUUCAUUCUCUGACCAAAUAGAAGGCUUGACCACUGCUUCUUUUAUUGACGAAGCCAAGCAACUUUACCUAAGGGAUGAAUUUAUCAAACAUGUCCAAGAAUGGAAUACAAUUCGGGUAGAAUGUGUUGAUCUUGCUCUUCGUAAAAUGUUAAUUCCUGAAAUAAGAAAGGAACUGAAGAGUGUCUUACACAAUGAGGCAAAGGAUUGUGUUCUGCGGUCCUGUUGCCGGCGUUUGUACAAUUGGAUUAAGGUUUCACCCUACACUGUUGAGUUCCCAGAUGAAGAUGAAGAUGAUUAUGACACGUCGAAGGGGCUUCGUGUCAUGGGUCUUGCAUAUGUGCCUGAUUAUUCCCAAGCUGCGUUUGCGUGUAUUGUUGCCCCAGAUGGAGAGGUGACUGACUACCUACGGUUGCCAGGCAUUUUAAAGAGGCGCAAUGGUUACAGGGAAGAUGAUAAGCUUCAAAAGGAGGCAGACCUUACUGCACUACGCAAUUUCAUCUCAACUAAAAAGCCUCAUGUUAUUGUUGUCGGUGGAGAGAGCAGAGAUGCAUUAAUGGUUGUUCAGGACCUGAAAAAUGUUGUAAAAGAUUUGGUGGAGGAUGAUCAAUUUCCUUCCAUCAAUGUUGAAAUUGUUGACAAUGACCUUGCCAAAAUUUUUGCCAACUCUAUUAAGGCAGAGAAUGAGUUCAGAGAUUAUCCUCUGCUUUUGAGGCAAGCCAUAUCGCUUGCACGCCGGUUACAAGAUCCUUUAAUAGAGUACUCUCAACUAUGCACUAGUGAUGAAGAAAUUUUAUGUCUUCGGUUUCACCCCCUUCAGGACCAAUUGGCUAAAGAAGACUUAUUGGAAGCAUUGUACCUGGAAUUUGUGAAUCGAACAAAUGAAGUUGGAGUAGAUAUCAAUGUUGCUGUACAAACUGGCCAAACUGCUAACCUUGUGCAGUUCAUUUGUGGGCUUGGCCCUCGUAAAGGAACAGCUUUAAUCAAGCUUCUAAAGCAGACGAAUCAGCGUUUGGAAAACCGUACUCAAUUAGUAACAUCAUGUCACAUGGGACCUAAGGUUUUUAUUAAUUGUGCUGGAUUCAUCCGUAUUGACACAAACUCAUUGGGAGACAGUACUGAAGCAUAUGUUGAAGUUCUUGAUGGAUCUCGUGUGCAUCCUGAAGCCUAUGAAUGGGCAAGGAAAAUGGCAGUGGAUGCCUUGGAGUAUGAUGAUGAGGAUGCCAACCCUGCUGGAGCGUUAGAGGAAAUUUUGGAGUCUCCAGAGAGAUUAAAGGAUCUUGAUCUGGAUGCUUUUGCUGAAGAACUUGAAAGACAAGGGUUUGGCAAUAAGAGCAUAACCUUGUAUGACAUAAGUAAUGAACUUAACCAUAGGUACAAGGACAUGCGUACUCCAUUUGCCUCUGCUAAUCCUGAGGAACUUUUUGGUAUUUUAACCAAGGAGAAUCCCGAAACAUUUUAUCUUGGGAAAAUGAUUUUGGCUACUGUCAUUGGCAUUCAACAUCGGAAACCACAACACGGGCAAUUAGAUAAUGCCAACCCUGUUAGGAAUAAUGAGACUGACUUGUGGCAAUGUCCUUUCUGCCUGAAAAAUGAUUUUCCAGAGCUUUCAGAAGUUUGGAAUCAUUUUGAUGCUGAAAUAUGUCCAGGAAAAGCUACUGGUGUGAAGUUACGACUAGAUAAUGGUAUUCAAGGUUUCAUUCACAUUAAAAACUUGUCAGAUAAACAUGUCCGUAAUCCUGAAGAAAGAGUUAAAACAAACCAGAUAAUUCAUUGUCGUAUAACGAAGAUAGAUUUGAAUAGAUUUUCAGUUGAAUGUACCUCCAAAUCUUCAGACCUCAUGGAUGCCAAUCAUGAAUGGAGACCUAAUCGAGAUCCAUAUUAUAAUACCGAGAGGGAGUCAAAGGACAAAAAAGCAGAAGAAAAUGUGAAGAUGAAGCAACAACAUGCCUACAUCAAAAGAGUUAUUGUUCAUCCUUCAUUCCAUAAUAUUUCAUUUAAGGAAGCUGAGAAACUCAUGGCUUCUCUUGAUCAGGGUGAAUGUAUUGUCAGACCAUCUAGUAAGGGAGAAGACCAUUUGACUCUAACUUGCAAACUGGCUGACAAUACAUAUCAGCACAUUGAUGUAAGAGAAGAAGGUAAAGAGAACUCUUUUUCACUUGGUCAAUCUUUGUGGAUUGGCAAAGAUAAGUUUGAAGACCUUGAUGAAAUCAUAGCUCGCCAUGUCAAUCCCAUGGCUUCAUAUGCUCGUGAUUUGAUAUCAUGUAAAUACUAUCGUGAAACUAUGGGGGGGAAAAAGGACAAGGCAGAAGAAAUACUGAAGGACGAAAGACGAAGAAAUCCAAACAAAAUUCAUUACAUAAUAUCAGCAUCUCAGUCCCUCCCAGGAAAAUUUAUGCUUUCAUAUAUAUUAAAUCGAUGCAGACAUGAAUAUGUGACUGUUACACCUGAUGGAUUUAGAUUUAGACAACAAAUGUUUGAUAAUUUGAAUGCACUUUUUAAGUGGUUUAAAGAACAUUUCAGAGAUCCUAUUCCGGGAAGCACACCAAGCACUCCUCGUGCUGGAAUGACCAGCAGAACACCCUUCCCAGCAAAUCCUGUAACAAAACUGAUGUAAUUAGAAAAUUGAACAAAAUUGAAGGUUCAGCUGAGCAAUUGCAGCACCAGGUGGCUCAUUAUCCCAGCCACAGCUGGAGUCAAAGUGGCAUAGUUCUCAAUGUGUCGAAACUAAUUUUGUAGGUAAGGAUGGAGGCCACUGCCUGUGUCCCCCCUCCUCAGAUGUAUUACCUAGUUACGUGACCAAGGGGGAGUGGGGUUACUUACUUUUAUCAUGGCCCCGAUUAGGUCCAGAACCAGCAUAAAGCUUAGGCAGGCCGUGGUUUUUAUACGCCAGGGUACAUUUAUCAUGGCAUCUCUAGUGCUUCCCAUUGCGGUUCUAAGUCCCAAUGGGAGCCAUGCAAAAAGUAACGCCCAGGAGCAACACCGUGUUCAAGGUGUACCGAGACGACCUGCAGGAGAGGAGAGUGGCCGGAUUCCUUAUUGUUUUUUAAAUGUCAGGGUAUGUCAGAAUAGUUACUGUCCAAUUACAUUUGUAUCUACCAGUUACUGAUUUUCAUUAAACCUGCUCGUGUUAAACACAA